AACCAAGAUAUUAGUAGACGUUGGUACCCAAGUGAGUGCAAUUUGUAUCAGCAACUUCUCUCAAAUCUCCACAUUUCACUGAGAGAGUGUGCCAAAACUCUAAACUCUAAAGUGUGGGGAAUCUCAAUAUCUCAACACCAACUUAUUCACACUUCAUUCUUCUUUCUUUGACACUACUAAUUCACUGCAUUUCUCUUCUCUCACUCUUCCUCAAUCCCUCCUUCAUUUUUACUCUUAAUCAUCUUUGUCUACAAACAAACCCAAAAAAACUCAUAUUUUUCUUCGAUCUAAAACUAUUAUUAUAGUAUAAUCAUGAUAAUACCAUUCUUAUUCUGUCAAAUUCAUGUCAUUAAUGUCAGUUUUGAAUGAAAGUUGCAAUCUUUCUUACUUUUUCUUUCCCUUUAAAUCUCAACAAUAUUGAUGUAGUGAUGUGACUAAUCCUUAAUUGAAACAAACCCAUUAAUUUUUUUAAAAAAAGUUUGGUUUUUUUUUGUUUUUUUUUCCUGCAUUGUUUUGAGUUUAAAUACAAAACCCAGAUGUUGACUUGUAUAGCUUGUUCAAAGCAAUUGAAUGGUGGAUCUUUGAAUACUCAACAGCAAAGGGAAGAAGAUGAUGAUGCUGUUGUUGCUACACCCAGCAAAAAACAACCCAUCAAAACCCUUACUACUCAAAUUAAGGGGAUGGCAUUGAAGGCAUCAGGAGCAUACAAGAAUUGUAAGCCUUGUGCAGGAGGGAAGAAUGAUAAUAGGAAGAGUUAUGAGGAAUCAAAUGGAGGGUUUGGAUCUUCUGGAAGAUUCCAUUGUGGGUAUCAAAGAGCAGAUUCAACAGCUAAAACUUGGGGAAAUGAAUUAGAUGGAAGGGUUGUGAUUAAGGGAGUAGGAAUGGGGUUUUCGAGUGGAGAAAUGACACCGGUUUCAUUGAGUGGGAGGUCAGAGUCUGUGGUGUUCAUGGAAGAAGAUGAACCUAAAGAAUGGAUUGCUCAAGUGGAGCCUGGUGUUCUUAUCACUUUUGUUUCCAUGCCUCAAGGUGGUAAUGAUCUCAAGCGAAUUCGCUUUAGCCGCGAGCUUUUUAACAAAUGGCAAGCGCAACGAUGGUGGGCAGAGAACUAUGACAAGGUCAUGGAACUCUACAAUGUUCAGAAAUUCAAUCAACAGGGCGUUCCAUCAGGAACCCCUUCUAGAUCCGAAGAUGAGCACUCAAAGCUUGGAUCUGCACAGGGCAGUCCUGCAACACCACCUUUGAGCAAGGAACGUUUGCCUCGAAACUUCCAUCGCCCAACUGGGUUAGCAUAUUCUUCAUCAGAUUCUAUCGAUCAGCAUGCAGCUCGGCAAUACUAUGAAUCGUGUGGACUUACUUCAACUCCUAAGCUUUCAAACAUUAGUGCUUCAAAAACCGAGACAUCAUCAAUUGAUGCCUCUGCUAGGAGCAGCCUGUCGAGAGAGGUAGAUCACUCGGGUGAACUCUCUGCCAGUAAUGCCAGCGAUGUCGACACUGAAUGGGUUGAGCAGGAUGAACCUGGGGUAUACAUUACUAUUAGAGCAUUGCCUAAUGGCGCUCGUGAGCUUCGGCGUGUCAGAUUCAGUCGGGAAAGAUUUGGUGAAAUGCACGCAAGAGUGUGGUGGGAAGAGAACAAGGCCAGGAUCCAGGAACAAUACUUGUGAUGUGAGUUGCUCUUUGGCUUGAUGGGUUUCAGUUAGGACUAGAUUUUGUAUUUCCUUGUAGCUGCACGAGGUUUAAUCGACAAAGCAACACAACGACAAAUAUCGAACACACAGUGAUGGCGAAUAUCGGACACACAUACAACAAAAGUUUUCUAUUUCUUCACCUUGAGUUUAUAUAUAGAAAACUAUAUAUAGAAUUUUAAUGUAGUUGGAAGUUUGGUCGGAGUAUUACGUAGGAAGACGUUAAUGAACCGAGCUCAGUGGAUACAUAAGUCGAAAGAUUUUUGGCAUGAAUAGACAUGUAAAAAUGUGAAGUAGCUCGAUUUAGAGUAACCAAAACUCGAUUUGAGAAAUUGUUUGUAUACGCUUCCAAAUCGUCACUUAAAACCUUCCGUUACUUUUAUGCAUGUUCCUGAAUCAUCUUCUUCCAUGUCCAUACAUUAUGAAACAAAUUAUGAACCUUUAACAAGCUUACAAUGCAGCUAAAUGUGAUAUUCUUUUCAGUAGCCUG
Messenger RNA from Amaranthus tricolor (Joseph's coat), 2172 nucleotides. RefSeq names its product protein Brevis radix-like 2. The coding region runs from base 537 to 1661 and encodes 374 amino acids. The record is from RefSeq and is a predicted model, not a curated record. The transcript has 5 exons. NCBI's taxonomy places the organism in Eukaryota, Viridiplantae, Streptophyta, Magnoliopsida, Caryophyllales, Amaranthaceae.